CAGGUGGAUCCUGCCCUUCCUUUGCACGCCACUGCUCUGUGUUUUGUCUAGUUUACACUUUUUUUCCACUAUACAGGGGCCAUAAUAAUUACACAACUUCCAAACGUAACCACUUGACAUCACAAAGAGAAACACGGUGUACGGACAGAAACAAGGGAAGAGAGAUCGAGAACCAACACAAGAGGGAGAGAGAGCGAGGGGGAGAGAGAGCGAGGAAGAGCGAGAGCGAGUGAGAGAGAGAGAGAGAGGAAUGGCGUCUCGGUGCUGUGCUCUUUGAGCCAGUGUUUGGAGCCGGUUUUGGAGCCCUUUGAGUGAGAUUAAACAUGGUGAACACACGGAAAAGCUCGCGGCCGGGCAGUGGCCACUUUAUCUCCUCCAGGACCCGCUCGUCGUCGAGGAGCGAGCGGAACACAGACGAGCAUAAGGAGAUGAGCAGUGAUGUGAGCAGUGCACAGCUCAGCCCGCCUGCGAAGCGGCCCCACAGGCAGAUGACGUCGGAACCCAGUUCUAGCGACACGUCCCCCUCACCCCAGACCAAAGGCCAGAGGGUUAGCUGGGACAUUCCCACCUACCGCACCAGGUUGUCAUCGCGUAUCAUGCAAAAUGGGCACGGCCAUAUGGGCCAUCGAAAAGAGGAGUUGGGCCAGGGUGACCACUCACGCAUGAACGGUCACGUGGAGCUGAGGAAGAGCCAGUUUGAACACCUCAACCAGAGCCUGCUGUUUGACCAGCUGGUCAACAGCACCGCUGAGGCCGUCCUUCAGGAGAUGGACAACAUCAGCAGCAUCAGGCAGAACCGCGAAGUGGAGCGCCUCCGUAUGUGGACCAGAGACACAGAGGAGGAAAACAUGGACAUGUACUCUCGGGUGAAGCGGAGGAAGUCGAUGCGCCGCAACACGUUCAGCCUGCCUGCGCAUCACAAAGCCUUGAGUAAAACGCAGGAGGAAGAGGAGGAGGGCACGGAAGAAUCUCAUGGGGAGGAAGAGGAGGAGGAUGCCGAGGAUGAAGACGACGAAGGGGAUGAAGCAGAGGAAGCAGGGGAGGGGAACGACAGGCCGUACAACUUGAGACAGCGCAAGACUGUGCAGAGAUACGAGGCUCCCCCGAUUGAGCCAGUGAACCGGAAGCAAAGCAACCCCACACUUUUUGACACUCACAGAUCACCAGCAAGGAGAAGCCAUAUACGGAUAAAGAAACAUGCCAUCCACAGCAGUGACACAACCUCGUCCUCUGAUGAGGAGUGCUUUGAGAGAAGGAAAAGCAAAAGCAUGACUCGGGCCAGAAACAGAUGUUUGCCCAUGAACUUGACAGCGGAGGACCUGGCGAGUGGGGUCCUGCGUGAUAGGACCAAAGUGGGGGCCAGCCUGGCUGAUGUGGACCCCAUGAACCUCGACACCUCAGUGCGAUUCGACCAAGUGGGUGGCCUCGGGAAUCACAUUCAGUCCUUGAAGGAGAUGGUGGUGUUCCCGCUUCUCUAUCCGGAGGUCUUUGAGAGAUUCAAGAUUCAACCUCCACGGGGGUGUUUAUUUUACGGGCCGCCAGGGACUGGAAAAACAUUGGUGGCCCGGGCGCUGGCCAACGAGUGCAGCCAGGGUGAGCGCAAGGUUUCCUUCUUUAUGCGCAAAGGGGCCGACUGCCUCAGCAAGUGGGUUGGCGAAUCGGAGCGCCAGCUGCGCCUCCUCUUUGACCAGGCGUACAUGAUGAGGCCGUCCAUUAUCUUCUUUGACGAGAUUGAUGGAUUGGCUCCGGUUCGCUCCAGUAGGCAAGACCAGAUUCACAGUUCCAUUGUGUCCACUCUGUUGGCCUUGAUGGAUGGCCUGGACAGCCGCGGGGAGAUAGUGGUCAUUGGUGCUACCAACAGACUUGACUCGAUCGACCCGGCACUGCGGAGGCCUGGCCGUUUCGAUCGGGAGUUUCUGUUCAACCUGCCCGACAGGACGGCCAGAAAGCACAUCUUGCAGAUCCACACACGGGACUGGAGCCCCAAAUUGUCUGAGCCAUUUGUAGAUGAACUAGCAGAAAAAUGUGUCGGUUACUGUGGCGCCGACAUCAAAGCACUUUGCACUGAGGCGGCGUUGGUGGCACUGCGCCGCCGCUACCCCCAGAUCUACGGCAGCAGUGUCAAGCUAAAGCUGGACGUGGCCUCCAUUGUGCUGGGGCCUACUGACUUCUGUCGGGCCAUGAGGGCUAUCGUGCCGGCCUCGCAGAGGGCCCUGGCUCCCCCAGGGCGAGCACUGUCGCCCGUCCUCAGGCCCCUGCUGGCCGGUGCCUUCUCUUUGGUGCUCACUGCUCUCCGUAGAGUCUUCCCUCAUGCUCAGUGUGCCGACAGGGACAUGCAAGUGGGCGGUGACAAUCAACUCCUCGAAGAGGAUGCGUACAGCGACGACGAUGACGACGACAAUGCCACUUCCAUCUACGAAGUUCAGCCUGCCGUGUGCCCCAUCAGUCCCUCGGCAUCCUCAGACCCCACCAUGCGCAGGCCCUUGAUCCAUUGCUCUUUUUCCCCCCACCAGCAACCCACAGCCUACCGGCCCCGUCUGCUCCUGGCUGGAUCCCCGGGCUCGGGUCAGAGUUCCCACCUGGCCCCUGCCUUGCUGCACCACCUGGACAAGCUGCCAGUGCACCGCCUGGACUUGCCCACCCUAUACUCCACCACCGCCAAGACGCCAGAGGAAUCCUGUGCUCAGGUUUUCCGCGAGGCCUGCCGCAGCGUCCCCAGCGUGGUGUUUGUCCCGCACAUCUCAGAGUGGUGGGAGACUGUGAGCGACACGCUGAAGAGCACCUUCCUCUCCCUGCUGCUGGAUGUGCCCUCCUUCUGCCCCGUCCUUGUCCUCGCCACCGCGGAGACAUUGUACUCGCAGCUUUCUGAAGAGGUCAGGAGUAUGUUCCAGAAGGCCUACGGGGAGGUGGUCACGCUGCACCCUCCGGGCGAAGGAGACCGGAGGAGCUUCUUCUCUGACCUGCUGCUGGUCCAAGCGGCCAGAGCUCCACCACGCCUCAGGAAUACAGUAGAGCACUGUGAAGAGGUGCUGCCGGUGGCUGAAGCCCCGGGCCCCAGAGUACUGUCUGCUGAGGAGCAGCGUCGCUUGGCUGAGCAGGAGGAAAACACGCUACGGGAGCUCCGACUCUUUCUCAGGGAUGUCACCAAGCGGCUGGCUACCGACAAACGCUUCAAUAUCUUCAGUAAGCCCGUCGAUAUUGAAGAGGUGUCGGACUACUUGGAGGUGAUUGGACAGCCCAUGGACCUAUCGACCGUCAUGACCAAGAUUGAUAAGCACCAGUACUUGACGGCCAAAGACUUUCUGGUGGACAUCGACCUUAUCUGCAGCAAUGCGCUAGAGUAUAAUCCUGACAAGGAUCCUGGCGACAAGGUGAUCAGGCACCGAGCGUGCAGCCUCAAGGACACGGCGCAUGCCAUCUUUGCCUCUGAGCUCGACCCGGAGUUUGAUCGCAUGUGCGAGGACAUCAAAGAGGCACGUAGGAAGAAGGACCAGCAGACGCCAGCUCAGCCUGCAGCAGCACCACCACCACCAGUGGUAGCAGUAUCGGCAUCAACAACAGCAUCACCAUCAAGAGCAGCAGCAACUCCUCCGAGUGCUCCCGGAACCUUGAGGAGUCUCCUUGCCACAGAACACCAGAGCAAGGCCAACACUCAGGGCGAGGCCACUGAGAAUAAACCAUGCACCCCCAAUCAUAUCAAGAAGAAGCUCCGCCGACGGCCAUCUUGGGUGCGGGGCAUCAUCCGCAAGCAUAAGCACCACAAGAAGGGUGCGGAUGAACACAAAGUGGAGGAACACACAGAGACUGAAAUGGAAGCGGCGGGGCCCAGCGACUCUUGCCUGACAUUGGACGAGGAGUCCUCAUGCGACACCCCGGGACCCCGGACCAAUGGCCACCUCCCUCAUGUCUCCUCCAUGGAGGAAGAGAGCUCCAACGAGCCCCCGGUUGGCUCCACCGAGGCCGGAAAGGAGUUGGAAGAACAAACUCGGCUGCAUUGCCUUGGCAAUGAUUCCCAUCCCCAAACAGACGGUGACAGCCAAACCGAUGCAAAGCCUCCAAUUGAAAAAUCUGAUUGUUCUGACGCUCAACAUACGGAGUCUCUCCACAUAGCACAAGUGAAUGGGAACGAGUCGAUGGAUAGUCUGGAUCAGUGCCUGGAGAAAAACAGCAAAGCCGGUGAGGAAAGGAUGCCUCAGAACACGGCGGCCGAAAUAGCGUCGGAGGAGCAGCACAGCAGCAUUGAUGAGGGGGAAUCGAAUCAAGAGCAUUCUGGGAAAAUUGUGGAGGAAGAUCAGGACAAAGAAGGGGAUGCCAAGGCAAAGAAAUGCAAGAGGAGCCUGUCGGAGCAGCUGAAAGCAUCGGCUGUGAGGACGGAGGAUGAGGCCAAAGCGGCAUCCCCGCCUCCGCCGCCCCCACUUGUGGUUGAUCACAAGCAACUUUUGGUGCUACUCAACAUGGCGGUGAGGAAGAGCGAGGGCUUCAGCGUAGAGCAGCUUGAGAGACUCUACUCGGUGCUCAGCCAGUGCAUCUUCGCCCAUCGCAGAGAGUACGACAAGACGCGACUACUGGAGGAGAUGGAAGACAGGAUCCAGCAUUUUGACACAUUCCUGUAAGAAGCUGACGACAAAACCUCUUCAGGUAGACCCUGAGCAAGCCUCCCUUGGGACCACAGAAGACACGAACUGAGAGCGAGGUCGAGAGACAUUCAAAUGGUGCUAUCGUCUCAGGAACAUUUACUUGGACACAACCAAACCCCCUCCCAGAGGUGUGUCUCACACUCACGCGCACACACAAGCCAAUGGUAAUGAGCGGCAACCCCGGUGCUACUAGGGUGCUAUUCUAACUGUCAUCCAUGCUGCUUAUUCUUGGCAUUUUUUUUAACUCGGGACAGUGAGUCAAAGCAACCAACCCCUUUCACUCACACACACACACACACACACACACACACACACACACACACACACACACAGAUCCUCACCAGCAGAAACGCUUGAACACCACUCGUAGAGUAGAUGAGGACAGAGUAAUAUUCCCAAUCAGUGAACUCUAGACCGCUGAGCCAAUCUCGCCCCGGAGCAGAUCUUUUUUUUUUCCCCACCCCCAAACAAUUCAUAUCAUACCAACCCCACCUAUGAACCCCUGCCUCCUCAUGGUUACUUUGUGUAUCCAAGCUCUCUUUAACGCCGUGUCUCAAUUCAGCGUGUGCGGAAGGCUAUAUAUAUAUCAAAUAUAAAA
This is a messenger RNA of Hippocampus comes (tiger tail seahorse), 5235 nucleotides long. RefSeq names its product ATPase family AAA domain containing 2B (gene atad2b). Gene Ontology annotation, molecular function: chromatin binding; ATP binding; ATP hydrolysis activity. NCBI's taxonomy places the organism in Eukaryota, Metazoa, Chordata, Actinopteri, Syngnathiformes, Syngnathidae. Bases 324 to 4613 code for a protein of 1429 amino acids. Gene Ontology annotation, cellular component: nucleus. The record is from RefSeq and is a predicted model, not a curated record. The transcript has 28 exons. Gene Ontology annotation, biological process: nucleosome assembly; transcription initiation-coupled chromatin remodeling; nucleosome disassembly.